UGAAAACCAAACACACACAAAAAAAUCAAAUACCAAAAUCACUCAAAACGCGGCGAUAUUUGAACGAUUCCACAAUAAACACACACAUGUGGCAGAAGGUGUCGACUGCAUCGAUUUAUUUUAUGUUGUAAUUCGAGUACUUUUGUUUAUUGGCAACAAUAAUGGUCAGCACAACAUUGACAACAUUGGCUGCUGGACAAACAACUAGUAGCAGUAUUCAUCAUCAUCAUCAGCAGCAUCAGCAGCAGCAGCAGCAGCAACAUCAGCAGCAGCAACAACAGCAGCAGCAACAGUUACCGCCGCACCAUACAACCGCCAGUCAGCGACUGCAGCAGCAACAGCAUCAGCAACAGCAACAAGCACACUCAGCAUCCACAGCACAAGCAGCAGCCGCCGCAGCAGCAGUAACGCAACAGCGCAGCAGUUUCUACAGCAGCGCCAAUCGCUCAGCAGACAGUCAGAGCGCUCUGAAUGGUUUGGGCCUAGACAGCAGUGCCUGCGACAACAGCGGCUAUCAGCAACAUUACCAGCAACAACAGCAGCGUGCCACACCCUCCACAGUAAAUUUAUCGCAAUCGUUGCUCUCACCCUCGCCACCGCUCAACGAUCAGAUCAGCCUGCUCUUUCCCAAGUGUCGUCCCAAACAGACGCAGCAUCAACAACAGCAACAGCAACAGCAUCAGCAUCAGCAAUCGCUAAGCAACAGCCUCGCACGCCAACAUGAGGUUAGCGCCGACAUCAAUCUGAACAACAACAACAAUAACAGCAGCAGCAGCAGCACAGCGGAGCCGGAGCAGUGCAACGGUCUGCCCGCAGCCACGCCCAGUUACUAUAAGAGUGUUAACAUCAUAACACAAUCGCCGCCGCCCCACUCGGCCUCAUCACACUCCUCGGAAUCGCUGUCUUCAGUCACGCCGCGCAUCUCAACGAAUCCGUUUCUGAGUGCGCCGCUGACACCACCCGACAACCACCACCACAUCUACAUCCAUGCACAACGGUGCUUUCAAUACGGACAUCAAUCUAGAAGCCAGGAGGAGGACGAGGAGGAGGUGCCACAAACAGCAUAUCCAGCCUCAUUCUACUACCACACAGGGGAUAGCAGACGCGGCCAUAACUACACAGCAGAAAUGCCACGAAAACGCAGCAACGCCGGCAUCGGCAACAGCUACAAGCAGCAACAACAGCACAAUGGCAGUGGCCAAAACCAGAAUCCCUUCAUGAAGGAGAACUAUUGGGAGGCAGCAGCGGCAAGUCGCAACAGCAGUGCGCUUCUCCACUCGCCCACUGAUUACACCGACGAGCAACAACAACAACAACAACAACAGCAGCAACAGCAACAGCAUUUGCACGCCUCAGCCCGACGCGCCUUUCAUCAGCAACAAUCGGUGGCACCACAACUAUAUAGCAUGACGCGUCAGCCCCCACCAUCGCAGCCGCCCCACAUCAUACGCGUAGGUCGGAGUCCGGUCAAUCGAAGCGAUCGUAGCGGCCUCUUCGCCCCACAGCAACAGCAACAGCAGCAGGCCAGCAGCAACCCCUGCGCCGAGGGGCUGACCCCUCUCGCUAGUCACUAUCUAUAUGGCAGCAAGACCUCGCUUGAUCAACAACAACAACAGCAACCACAGUCACAUGCCGGUGACUGGGAACCGCUGCGGGAGCAACGCAAAAUGCGUCUGCGCGAAGAACGGGAUAGAGAGCGGGAGCGGGAGAGGGACAGAGAACGCGACCAUUUGCUUUUGGAGCAACAUCAGCAACUGCAGGAUGUGCAGGCGGCACGUGAUAGUCAACAGUUGGGUCAACAGUUAGGUGGGAGUCAGCAGCGCAAGCGCCACAGCGCUCCCGGACAUAACGAGGAGCGAGAUCGUCGCCUAGUCAACGGCAGUCUAAGCGAUGCCAGCGUCUUAGGCUCCUAUGUGUCAACAGACAUUGGCGAAAGCUGGCAGAAUCUGCGCGUCACAACCGAGCCAAGUGUGGCGGCAACAGCCACGCCAAUGGCGUCCAACGAUGACAACAGCAAGCCGUCUAAGCUAAGCGACAAGCCGCAGGCCAUGCUGGAGCCGCUCACCCGUCGCCAGCUCGACGAGGCUGGCGCAGCCAUCUACCGCGAGCACAAAGCCACUGUGAGUGCCUGGCAGCUGGAGCGCAACUACACGCUGGCCGUGGAAUCCCGACAUGGCAUUAUAGAGUACGAGGGCUCGCCGCGCCGCAUUGGCGCCUCUGCCAGCAGCGCUGGCACUAUGGAGGAGACCGAACCGAUGCCAGCAGCAACCACAGUAGCAGCGGCCACACAGCAACCACCCACGGCAGCGGUGCCGCCCAUGACGAAUACGGCCAGCACUCUACAGAAGUCAGCAGCACGUGCGGCACUGGCAGCGCUCUCCCAGCAGCCACAGGCGUAUCCUGUGCGUCCCGGCUUUCCGCAGCGCAUAAUAUCGCCACCACGUGAGGUGCGCAGCAACUCGCCGCAGCAGCAGCAGCAGCAGCAGCACAACAACCACAAUAACAACAAUUGCAGCAGCAACCACAGCAACAACCACAAUAAGACGCAGCAGCAGCAGCAGCAGCAACCGCAUGCCCUCGUCUCGCUGCGCCAACAACAACAAACACCCAGCGACAACAAUGCCGAAGAUACCAGCAACGAUGUCUCCGAAAUAGGUACCAUAUCCGAUUUGACAACUCCUGAAGCAGUGGCGGUGGCCACCUCCACCUCCACAGCCACACCAGCCAGCGAUGUGCUAGGCAGUUCACCACCACCUCCAAAUAUGGUGGUUGUGGCGGCAGCAGCGGCGGCAGCGGCUGCAACACCAACAGCACCACCGAACUGCAGUAAUACGAAUGCUUUGGGCAGCGCCUCCGGUCUCGGUCUGCACACCAAGUCAUCGACUUUCGACUACUUGUACGAGUUCUCGGAGACGCGCAAGGUAUUGGAGGAGUUCUUCAAGUGUCCGUCGAACGAUGAGCAACCCAUUAUAGAAAAUGGCAGCGAUGUGGAUAGCAUUGACAUCCAGUAUGAGUUCCACAGCAACUUUGAUCGCGACGAGGAAGAGCUGGAGGAGGAGCCAGAGGAGGAUGACGAAGAUGGGGAGGCAGAGGAUGAAGAGGAGGCAGUUGGACAGGAAUAUCACCAAUCGGCAACUGAGCGACAUACCUAUACGCCCUACACCGGAUAUGCACAGUCGAAGCCGCCACAGCAGCAGACACCAGCGGUGGCAUUGCAGCACAACAACUACAACAACAGCCAGCAGCAGCAGCAGCAACAACAACAACAGCAGCAGCAGCGUCGACACUAUAGUGGCAGUCCGCUUAUGCGGGACUUUGACUUCUUCCUUGACUCGGCCAGUCGCAGCAGCGGCGAACAGCAAGGCGAGCAGGAUGGACUCAAUCACAACCAGCAGCUGAGCGGCGGCAGCGGCAGCGGUGCCGGUCUGGGCAUGGCUGGUGGCCACAAUUAUCGCUACUCACCGGAGACCACCGACUACGAUUCGAAUUGCGGCGACUUGGAUAGCCUCUCUGGCGAAAUAAAUGGCGGCGUAUCCACUUCGUGCUCGAAUUACGCCAAGUACUAUGCGUCGGCCAUGCCCGUGCUGGAGGAUGGUCUCUCCUCGGGACACACAUCCGACACAGAGAACAACAAUAACAAGAACUUGCAACAGGCAUCGAUAUCCGGUGCAGGCAUGGGCACGGGAUCAGGUACGGGGGCCACAUCGUCGUUGGCUCAGCAGCAAACAAGUUCCAGCAACAGCAUUGGCGGCGGCAUAUCUAUGCUGAUGGACAUGAAGCGCAUCUCCACCAACAACAGUCUCAACAGCAUGCACAACCUGACGACGUCCACAACAGACAGUAAUGGUGCCAGCGGCACUGGCGGCCUCAUUGGUGGCGGUGGCAUGUCCCCGCAGCUGCUGCAUGAUGUUGGCGCUGGCGGCAUUGGCGUCGGCAGCUAUUUGUGCAGCCAAGCAAGUCCCAGUCCCAGCAAUGGGCUGAACAGCAACAGCAAGCAUCUGCAGCAGGUGCCGCCAUCAAUGCCGCAGCCACGGGAGCUGCUCGGCCAAAGUCCCAGCAAUAAUAGCAACAGCAAAGUGUUCAAGAAUAUCGAUCCGGAUCUGGACUCGCUCUACUCCAUCAGCGUUUUCCAUCGGCCGGACAUGGUGCAAAUGACGCCACCGCCGCCCGCACCUGCGCCGCAUCGCAAGCCCAAUAGCAGCGCCGACGUGGAUCUGUUGCAAACGAGCAAGCAUUUGGGCACAGGAGGCGGCAACUCGCACACACCACUGGCCACGGCCAUUAGCUCCACACUGCAACGCAACUCGCCCACCGCCGGAGUCGCCAAGGUAGCGGCACCCUCGAAGCCGCGCAGCGCCGGCAGCAAUUGUUCCAGUGGCGCUGGUGGACCGCCCCCCAUUCCCGAGCGCAACAGCAUGCUGCCACCGCAGCGCUCCCCAUCGCCUGUGAUGAACUCGCCCGUGUGGCUGUCACGUCAUCUGGACGGCGCCAGCAAGGCACUGCUCGAAUCCUCGUCGGACAACCACUCCAAGAAUCUCAGUGCCGACGAAGAUGAUGUGGACACUGACUUGGAGACGGACCGCCUGCUCGGCCAUCAGCGUCUCGACGAUCAGGGCUAUUAUGAUGAAAACAAGUCCUGGGAGCGCAAGCCGCGCAGUUCUCUUCUCUCAAAAAUCUCGCCCAAGCAGCAACAGAUGCCCAGCACCAAAACGCGCAACGGCUACAAUGCACUGCUCAGCUCCACACCAGAGCUGCCGCCGCCCAUACCACCCAAGAUUGGUUCCAAUGGCACCGGCAGCUUGUCCAGUGGCGGCAAAUUACUUGAUCUGGGCGGCAGCAAUGGCGUGACGGGGGCACAGCGAAGCGUUUCACGUAGUUCUUCCGAGCACAGCGACAAGUCACCCAUGAAGACAAACAGUAGUGGUGGCGGUGGCGGUGGCAGUGGUGCUGGUGGUGGUGGUGGUGUUGUCGGUGUUGGAGGUAUUGGUGGUGCUGGUCAUGAAUGUGGUGUCGAUGUAGUGGCUGUUUCAGUCGCUCCACUGCCUGCACUUGGCAGUCCCGUCGGCUCUGAGGGCUCUGGCUGCAUCAAGAGCAGUAGCGGUGGUGGCAUUGGUGGUGGUGGUGGUGGCGUCAUCGGCAUGAGCGGCACAAAACUGGAGCUGGAGAGCAAUGGUCUCAAUGGCGGCAAUGGGAGCAAUGUGGGCGUGCCACAGACCAGCAAUGCAGUUACAAACAAUGCGGGCAAUGGUGUGGGCAGCGGUGGCGGUGGUGGAGGCGGCGGUUCCAACAGCAGCGGGGCUGGCAGCAAUAGCAACAGUGGCGAGAAAAAAGUGAAAAAGAGUAAGAAUAAAGAAGGCGGCGCAGUGCUCAUCGAAGGCGUGCUAUUUCGCGCCAAAUACUUGGGCUCCACACAGCUGGUCUGUGAGGGGCAGCCCACAAAAUCGACGCGCAUGAUGCAGGCUGAGGAAGCCGUCUCUCGCAUUAAGGCCCUGGCUCCCGACGGAGAUGUACAGCCCAGCACCGAGGUGGACCUGUUCAUAUCGACGGAGAAGAUAAUGGUGCUAAAUACUGAUCUCAAAGAGAUAAUGAUGGACCAUGCCCUGCGCACCAUCUCCUAUAUAGCUGAUAUUGGAGAUCUGGUGGUGUUAAUGGCGCGCCGUCGAUUCGUGCCCCAGGAUAUUGACGAUGCGCCCAAACCGAAUCGCACACCCAAAAUGAUUUGCCACGUAUUCGAGAGCGACGAGGCACAGUUCAUAGCCCAGUCAAUUGGCCAGGCAUUCCAGGUGGCCUACAUGGAGUUUCUGAAGGCCAACGGCAUUGAGGACCAUCGCUUCGUUAAGGAAAUGGACUAUCAGGAGGUGCUCAAUAGCCAGGAAAUAUUCGGCGACGAGCUAGAGAUCUUUGCUAAAAAGGAACUACAAAAAGAGGUCGUUGUUCCCAAGGCCAAGGGUGAGAUACUGGGCGUUGUUAUUGUCGAGAGCGGCUGGGGCUCUAUGCUGCCCACCGUUGUCAUUGCGAACCUGAUGAGCUCGGGCGCGGCAGCCCGUUGCGGUCAAUUGAAUAUUGGGGAUCAGUUAAUUGCCAUCAAUGGACUCAGUUUGGUCGGCCUGCCCCUAUCCACGUGCCAGACAUAUAUCAAGAACACCAAAAAUCAGACAGUCGUCAAGUUUACGGUAGUGCCCUGUGCCCCUGUCGUGGAAGUGAAGAUCAAGCGGCCGGAGACCAAAUACCAGUUGGGAUUCAGUGUCCAGAAUGGAGUGAUCUGCAGUCUACUGCGUGGUGGUAUUGCGGAGCGCGGUGGCGUGCGUGUGGGUCAUCGGAUUAUUGAGAUUAAUAACCAGAGCGUGGUGGCCGUACCACACGAGAAGAUCGUCAAUUUGUUGGCCACAUCUGUGGGCGAGAUACUCAUGAAAACGAUGCCGACUUCGAUGUUCCGUUUGCUGACUGGCCAGGAGAAUCCCAUUUAUAUAUAAGCGAUGAAAUGUUUGGGCCAUCAGCGAUCCCUGUUUGUGUAAACUUAAGCAACAUUAUUGUUAACUACAACUUAUA
Scaptodrosophila lebanonensis is the source of this 6549-nucleotide messenger RNA. It is a transcript of the gene X11Lbeta, whose product is annotated as AF4/FMR2 family member 4. Lineage: Eukaryota; Metazoa; Arthropoda; Insecta; Diptera; Drosophilidae. Gene Ontology annotation, cellular component: plasma membrane; dendritic spine; cytoplasm. The record is from RefSeq and is a predicted model, not a curated record. Gene Ontology annotation, biological process: chemical synaptic transmission. Gene Ontology annotation, molecular function: protein binding.